AAAAACUGGGGACAUGCCUAGAGCCCCAGGAGAACUUGCUGAGGGCUGUUCGGGAAGGAGCCUGCCACGAAGCCUGCACCAGGGGACAGGAUGGAGGAGAAUUUUUCCUGCCAAGUCAAGAAGAUGGCGCUGGCCUUGGGAACCUCUCUGACGGACAUGGAUAUUGACCGGCUGCCCUCGGAGCUAAGACAUCACGCUGCCUUCAACUACAGCAAGUUCUUCGAGUACAUGCAGAAGUUCCAGACGUCGAGCGAGCAGGAGGAGCAGGUGCGCAAAGCUUUCCGGCUCCUGGACAAGGACAACAGCGGCUUCAUCGAGUGGAAUGAGAUCAAGUACAUCCUGUCCACCGUGCCCAGCACCAUGCCUGCGAGGCCCUUGUCAGACGAGGAGGCUGAAGCUAUCAUCCAAGCGGCUGACACAGAUGGGGAUGGGAGGAUUGAUUUCCAAGAGUUCUCCGACCUGGUCACGAAGGAGAAGAUCCCCAAGAAGAAGUGAGGCAGAGGAGAAGGAGAAGGAGGAGCGCCCCACUCCCUGGCACCAGGCCGCCUGCUUUGGGGGCAGCCCCCCGCAGAGGCCACCGCUGGCUGCCCGUGCAGCACUGUGCUUGUCCUGUGUGUUCUGUCGCCUAGACCCCAGUG
Messenger RNA from Mauremys reevesii (Reeves's turtle), 638 nucleotides. It is a transcript of the gene PVALEF, whose product is annotated as parvalbumin like EF-hand containing. The transcript has 5 exons. The record is from RefSeq and is a predicted model, not a curated record. Gene Ontology annotation, cellular component: nucleus; cytoplasm. Gene Ontology annotation, molecular function: calcium ion binding. NCBI's taxonomy places the organism in Eukaryota, Metazoa, Chordata, Testudines, Geoemydidae. The coding region runs from base 91 to 495 and encodes 134 amino acids.